Triticum turgidum subsp. durum (durum wheat) is the source of this 579-nucleotide messenger RNA. Lineage: Eukaryota; Viridiplantae; Streptophyta; Magnoliopsida; Poales; Poaceae. The record is from the annotation of a GenBank genome assembly.
AUGGCGAGCGACGGCGCGGUGACCACGCCCGCGAAGGUGACCCCGAAGAAGGCCAACCUCCUUGACCCCCACUCCAUCAAACACCUCCUCGACGAGACCGUCGCCGAGGUCGUGAAGGGCAAGGGCUAUGUGGAGAACACGCGGCUGGGCAACUGGAAGCUCCUGAUCGGGACGGCCGUGAUCGCCAUCGCGCUCCUCGCGCAGUUCUACCCGAAGAAGUUCCCGCAGAACCGCGAGUUCCUGCUCGGUUGCAUCGCGCUGUAUGUGGUGAUGAACGUGGUGCUACUGAUCCUUAGCUAUACCAAGGAAAAGGAUGCCAUCAUCUUCACCCACCCUCCUGCUGGUUCUUUCAAUAACACUGGCCUUGUUAUAUCUUCAAAGUUGCCAAGAUUCUCGGACAUGUACAAUCUUUCAAUAGCCAGCGCGGAUCCAGAAUCUAUCUCUGCUCACAAGCCUGUCCACUUCACUAAGAGUGUUACAAAAUGGUUUACAAAGGAAGGUGUUCUUGUGGAGGGCCUGUUCUGGAAGGAUGUUGAGAGACUGAUUGAUGACUACAACAACGAGCGCAAGAGCAAAUGA